AUGGUUCAUGCUGAUGAUGAAAAUGAAUACGCUGCGAAUGAUGCACAACAAUUCUUACAAAAACGUCUUUUUGGUAUUCCAUUUCCACGUGAACAACGUCGAGAAGCUAAAGAAAAAUAUGAAGAACGAUGUGAACGAGCUAUGGGUAUAAAUAAAGUCACUGGACUACAACGAUGGUGUCCAAAACUUGAAGAAUGGGAUCAAUGGCGUGCAGUUACAAGUGGUGAUAAACGACGUAAAGGAUGA
Messenger RNA from Rotaria sordida, 246 nucleotides. NCBI's taxonomy places the organism in Eukaryota, Metazoa, Rotifera, Eurotatoria, Philodinida, Philodinidae. The record is from the annotation of a GenBank genome assembly.